GUCUGUUUAGUGGCGCCGCAGACUCGCGGAAGCGACUGAAGAUGACGUGAAUGGAGUCUAUCUGCACUAAAGCACCUCAGUCAUAAAGUUUUAGUAAAUGUUCACUGUAUGAAAGUUGGAUGUGUGUUUGAGUCUACAGGACAAAACGAUUUAAAAGGAAUCCCGUCGCCGAGAGACAUAACGGGAGCAAGAGGCAGCUGACAUUUCCCAUAACUCUUAGAUGGAUACAACAGAGAUGUGCCAUGCUGACAUGUAUACUGUAGAGAAAAUUGCUGUUAAUAUUAAAAGGGAGGAGGAGGACUGUGAGUGGGGAUCUGAUCACCCUAAACCGGAGAGGCUCUGCAUUAAGGAUGAGGAUUGUGACUCUGAGACAAUAGGCAUUAAAGAAGAGGGUGUCAAGUCCUUCCUGAUUGACACACAGAAACAUGUAAUUACUGACGUCAAAAGAGAAGACCUCCAUUCAGAGUCUACUCAUUGGUACGAAUGUCAAGAGAGAUGCUGUUCAUUUGAGGUGUAUUCAGUCAAAGUGAAAUCUGACUCCGAUGAGGAAAUGUCAUCAAGUAGGGCCUUGGAAGAUCAACCAUCAUCAAAUGAAUCUGGAGAAAUUCUAGAAGAUGGUGGAAGCUCCUCCUUGUCUUCAUUUCGGCAGAUCUCCUUUCACUGCAGAUCGCAACAGACAGCACUUAAUGGAAACGUGAAGAAAGCAAUAUCUGUAUCAGAAAUUUCAAUGCCAACCACCUUGCAGUAUCAUUCUAUGACUGCCGUGAACUCUCAACAUGAGGUGAACAACACAAAUUCAAUUGAUUUGUAUAUUGAACAUGAGCAAACAAAAAGUUUGAAAUGCAAAUCUAAAAUGGAAUGUAAUCAUUGUAUUCCUACAAAACGGAAGUCUCACUUCUACUCUGAAUGUGGUAAACAAUUAUCAAAAAAGAGCCGUUUUGAAACUCACAUGAGAAUCCAUACUGGAGAAAAGCCCUAUCAUUGUAAUACAUGUGGCAAACGAUUCUCUAAUAGAAGCUAUUUCUUGCUUCACACAAGGAGUCAUACUGGAGAGAAUCCUUAUGGCUGUUCUGAAUGUGGCAAACAAUUUGCAAUAAAGAGUCAUCUUCAAAACCACACAAGAAUUCACACAGGAGAAAAACCCUUUCAAUGUAAGGAAUGUGGCAGACGGUUUUCGUUAAGGAGCAGUCUUCGAAUUCACACAAGGGUUCAUACUGGAGAGAAACCGUACUGCUGUCCUGAAUGUGGUGAGAGAUUCACUCACUGGAGCGGUCUUCAUGACCACACAAUUGUUCACUCUGGAGCACCUGCAUAUUGCUGUUCUGAAUGUGGCAAGCAAUUUUCAAACAGGAGUAAUUUGCAGGCCCACAGAAAAAUUCACACUGGACAAAAGCCGGAGCACUGUGGGGAAUGUGGCAAACAAUUUUCAAAUAUGAGCAAUCUUCGAAGACACACAAAAAUUCACAUUGGAGAGAAAAAUUACUGCUGUUCUGACUGUGGUAAACUAUUCUUAUUGUUGGAUGAUCUUCACAGCCACAAAAUAAUUCACACUGGAGAAAACCCCUUUCACUGUCAUGAAUGUGGCAAACAGUUUUCAAAUAAGAGCAGUCUUCGAAGACACACAAGAAUUCACUUUGGAGAGAGAAAAUACUGUUGUUCUGAAUGUGGUAAGCUAUUUUUAAAAAUGGAUGAACUCCACAUCCACAAAAGAACUCACACUGGAGAAAAGCCCUAUCACUGUAAUGAAUGUGGCAAACGAUUUUCAGUUAAAUGUAAUCUUCAAAGACAUAUAAGACUUCACAGUGGAGAAAAGCGAUAUUGCUGUAAUGACUGUGGCAAACGGUUCUCUACCAAAUGCAGCUCUCAGAGACAUUCAAAGCUACAUUGGAGUAAAGAAAAAACUGACAAAAAGGAACCUGAAAUACUUUGGACAAAUCUACACAGCACUACCCAAGAAUGUACAAAAGAAGCAGAAUGGAGAAGUAAUCUAUACACAGACACAGAAAAUACACAAGUGAAAGAAAUGAAAUAGUGUGAAGCAUUAGCCAAAAUAAUAUAAACUGCAUUCCAAGAAGAGCUACUGACUCAGAUCCUGACACCAUACCCAGCUUGUGUCAUACUCAAAACUAACCCCCAAUAUCAACAUAUGGCCAAGUAUGAAAGAGGUUAAUGUGUCAACUGCUGGUGACACCACAGUGGCACAUCACAGGACCAACUUUCCUUUGACCAAAUUGGAGAAAACCAAAUUAGCAAAAAGCUACCACCCCUAUCACCUGACUCUCUUAAAACCAGUUGACAACAUAAGAUUUUACAGUGACCUGGAUCAGGAUUAGAAAAUGUAGCAGUAGAAGAGGAGGAGGAUCAAAGAAGGCCACAGAGUACAACAUACCAGAUAUUGCUAAGGUAAACUAAGGACAUUACUGAAUACUACAAGAAAGGUAGAAUCCUAAUGCCUUCUGCAGAACCACAAAAGAAUUCAUUCUAAGAAGAACCCUCAUUUCUAUUCUGAAUAUGGCAAACUGUUCACAAGAAAGAGCAAUAUUCACACUAGAGACAAGCCCUAUUAGUGUAAUGAAUGUGGUAAAUGAUUUUUGUGAAUUAACUGUUUGCAGGAUUACAAAAGAAUUCACAUUGGACACAGAUGUGACUUACAAUGACCAGAUUCUAAGUAAUUGGCAAUUAAACAGAACAGCAAUGAGAAAGUCAUAAAUCACAACAGAAUAGUUAUUGUGAACUAAAGUAAGGGUGCUAAAAGAAGGGAAAAAAUCCCCAACAACAACAGUGUGGUGUGGAUCAAGCAUAAAAGGCCUUUGAUAGGUUACCCCACAGCUGCUUACUCAAAUACAUUGAACUGGAGAAAAUCUUCUCUGUUCCUGUAAUUUUCAUUUAAACCACUAUACACCAAUGGCAAACAUCCCUGAUGCUCCACCAUGACAAAGGCCAAACCACAAUUCCAAAUAGAAAAAUGAAAUGGUGGAAUAUUACAAGGAGAGUUUUUAAUUGGCAUUCUGUCUGGAGUUAAAGGAAUCCCCUGCCCAAAGGCUAUUGUUUAUUUAUAUUUUCAUGCAGAACACAGACAACAGAAUUUCUGUUAGAAUGGGUGUCUCUGGUGCCCAACAUUGUACAGCAGAAAACAAAUAUAAAAAAAGUCAAUGACAAAAAUCUGUUGUUACUUGUGUCACAUAAUCCACACAUCAGGUCAUCUAGUCGUAUGCUCAUGAGGUCUCAUACAAGCUUUAUUUUGCACUACACUAUCAUUAAACAUUAGAUGUGAACAAGCAUUUGAAUUGUAGACCCACCUCCGAUCAUUACAUUUGCAUUCAUAUCUACAACUAAACAACCUCUGAAUUAUAUUAUCAUCAGACUCUGAAAUUGCAUUGGUGAAUUGACCUUCUUCUUGUUGAAGCAUCUUGGAUCUGUACAAAAAGAGGCAUAUUUUCUUUCUGAUAGUGUUUUCAAUCUCUUUAACUUUUCAUCUUUAAUCUCGCUGUGCAUGUGUUUUGUUAGGUUUUCUUGUUACAAUUCCCAAGCAACAUGCAUAAAUGUUUAGACUCAUUAGGAGUAUCAAAGUGGCCUCUUUAAAGGAAAACUUAGUAACCAUCAUCAGAGAACUAAACGUAGAACUUACUUGUAAAUAGACAUUUUCAAUGACUUGAAGCUUGAGAUGCUACAGUGCCUGCAACCCAAGUUCUGUUUCCUGUCCUCCUCUUUUUUUUUUUUUUUCCUUCUUCCAGCUGAGGUCUAUCCUUAAAACCCACUGUGGUGUUCUGUAAUCUCCACUCUUACCCUCUUUUUGAUUUCCUUUGCUUAUCUGUUUGAAAGCCUAACCACACCCUAUAUGUUGCUUUGUACAAGACUAGGUACAGCCUUUCAACAAUACACUCAGUUUGGAAAUGUGACCACCAUAGUCUUCUUCUUGAUCAUCUUUUUCCACUUCUGCAUGAGGUUGGUUUGCUUGAUCAACCUUCUCCACACAGAGCUUGGUCCUGCACCUCUUCGUCUUUUUCCUUCUGAUCUUCUGCCCUCUUGUUUUCUCCUCAUGAGCUAUUUCUAAAACCAUCUCCCUUUCCUCUAAAGAUCCUAGUCCUCCACAUACAUAGUUUAUAUUUGUUACCAUCAUUUAACACUUCAACAGCAUUAUUUUGUAGGUUUCCUCACUAACGUCUAGUUCUGUGUCUGCUCUCUUAAUACCAAGUAACUUCUUUUUUUCUGAUUGCCACUAAUCUCUUGUUUGUGGUCCUUCAUCUUUGGCUCUAUUUUCUUGAUCUUGAUUUUCAAUUCUCUCCUUGUAUCUUUCCAUUCCCUGACUUCUCUGUCCUUCCUUUUCUGUCUUUAUAGCAGAGACUCUUCUCCUUGGUCACUAUUGUGGUUUACUUGGUGCUGGCCUCUCACUGUCUUUUGGUCUGUGGAAGUCUGUGGGGUUAUCCAGUUUUGAUAUUAACGAGUGGCUGUCUGGUUGGGAGUUAAAUGGCUGGUGACUGGUGACACAGAGAGCUUUUAAUCCUUUUAGUUUUAUUGAAUUGCUAAGUAUGGUGCCAAUAAAAAAA
Polypterus senegalus (gray bichir) is the source of this 4547-nucleotide messenger RNA. RefSeq names its product gastrula zinc finger protein XlCGF57.1-like. The record is from RefSeq and is a predicted model, not a curated record. NCBI's taxonomy places the organism in Eukaryota, Metazoa, Chordata, Cladistia, Polypteriformes, Polypteridae. The coding region runs from base 221 to 2032 and encodes 603 amino acids. The transcript is spliced from 3 exons.